Lacerta agilis (Sand lizard) is the source of this 1623-nucleotide messenger RNA. It is a transcript of the gene CD81, whose product is annotated as CD81 molecule. The transcript is spliced from 8 exons. The coding region runs from base 162 to 872 and encodes 236 amino acids. The record is from RefSeq and is a predicted model, not a curated record. Gene Ontology annotation, cellular component: membrane. NCBI's taxonomy places the organism in Eukaryota, Metazoa, Chordata, Lepidosauria, Squamata, Lacertidae.
GGGGGAGAGGUAACGGGAACAGAGAGAGAGAAGCAGCCUGGCGAGCUGGUGCCCCUGAAAACAACAGCGGAGCCCACCAUCUGCAGCAGCAGCAGCUCCUCCUCCUGCCCCUGAGCCGAGAGAACAGGCCACAUCCUUGCCGCCCGCAGAAAGCCGCAGCGAUGGGAGUGGAAGGCUGCACCAAGUGCAUCAAAUACCUCCUCUUCGUCUUCAAUUUCGUCUUCUGGCUGGCAGGAGGAAUAAUUCUAGGUGUGGCAUUGUGGCUUCGUCACGAUUCGCAGACCUCAAGUAUCUUGGGAUCGACGCUAGAUGACCAGCCAGCUCCUAGCACAUUCUACGUUGGAAUCUACAUCCUGAUUGCUGUUGGAGCAGUGAUGAUGUUUGUGGGUUUCCUGGGCUGCUAUGGUGCCAUUCAGGAGUCACAGUGCCUUCUUGGAACAUUUUUCACAUGCCUCGUAAUCUUGUUUGCUUGUGAAGUGGCUGCUGGAAUCUGGGGCUUCGUUCAUAAGGACCAGAUUGCCAAAGAUAUCAGACAGUUCUACGACCAAGCGUUACUCCAAGCAAAGUCAACUGACCCUGAGAAAGCAAACAAGGCAAAGGCAGUUGUGAAAACCUUCCACGAAACACUAAAAUGCUGUGGUGCAAACGCCCUGGACAGUACAUUGAACGUCCUUCAACCUGAUCUCUGUAGUCAAAGUGUGAGUUCAGCAUUUACGCAGGACCUAAGCUGUCACAAUAAAAUUGAUGAGCUGUUCUCUGGAAAACUGUACUUGAUUGGCAUUGCCGCCAUUGUGGUGGCUGUGAUCAUGAUCUUUGAGAUGAUCCUAAGCAUGGUGUUGUGCUGCGGCAUCCGAAACAGCUCGGUCUAUUGAGAAGCGGGAGGGCAGAGGCGAAGCAAUGGUGCCGAAGGGAUCCCAAAGUGCCGCUGUCUGACCAGGAGAUACUUCCAACAAAAGACAAAGAAAAUUAUGUAUAUAAAUAUUUCAGAUAUUACCAUAUAGUACUUAUCAUUCUUACUUGGAAAGUCUUCUUUUUGUUUGUUUAAGGGUGGUGGGAGGGGGAGUUUCUGUAUAUUUGUGGCGGAGAUAGUUACACAUCAGUUUGCGUGGUAAAUCAUUCCAGUGGUUCCAGACCUUUAUCAAACAGAGCCUUUCUUUUUCUUCUCUUCCCUCAUCAUUCUUCUUGUGCUACCAACAUGGAAAAAGAGGGUAUCAUGCACACUGCACGGGUGCCACCCCUUUUAUGAGGAAUAUAGACACUUGGUGCAUCCUUAUUCUCUGAAAGAGAUUUAAAAAAAAAACAUACUGAAACCCAUGUCCCCCUUAACAAUCUCUUAUCUUAGUUCAGAAGUAAUCUUGGACACAUUCUCUAAAUCUUUUGAGUGUGUAGGGAUGCAAGAGUCCCUUGGCAUGAAGAUGCACUCAGUCCUGCCAUUUUGUUAUUAGACAGGUGAGUGUGUCUGUAUUUCUGACUGCCACCUUUCCAGUGAAGAGUGGAGAGACCUUUUUUCAUAAAUUGUCCUAAGUCAAAAGUCCAUUGUGUCUCCCAGAGUUCACAAAGUGGCUGUGAUUGAAGGCCAAAUCUCCAAAAGUCCUCAUAAAAAUUUAGAAUCGGGAGCAUUAA